Capsella rubella is the source of this 567-nucleotide messenger RNA. Its product is annotated as egg cell-secreted protein 1.2. The coding region runs from base 158 to 538 and encodes 126 amino acids. The transcript has a single exon. Lineage: Eukaryota; Viridiplantae; Streptophyta; Magnoliopsida; Brassicales; Brassicaceae. The record is from RefSeq and is a predicted model, not a curated record. Gene Ontology annotation, biological process: double fertilization forming a zygote and endosperm.
CUUUAACGUUCCAUGAUUAAGUAAAACAUUUAACGUCAAUCCUUUCACAUUCCUCCCACUAAUUCACCCAUUUACUCUUAAAACACUAUAAAAUCAGAAGUCUUAUAACUCAACCAUCACAUCACACCACACCACACCAAAACUCAAAAUCAGAAUUAUGGCUUCUAACACAAGUUACCUCUUCGUUAUCGUCGCUCUCCUCCUUGUUCACGACAUCUCCUCUAGAACACCCCCGGAGACGACGGCGGAUUCCAACAACAUAGCGGCAAGGCUCAAUGGAGGAGGAUUAAUGGAGUGUUGGGACGCACUGUACGAGCUCAAAUCAUGCACUAACGAGAUCGUUCUCUUCUUCCUCAACGGUGAGACCAAACUCGGCGUUGAUUGCUGUCACGGCGUCGAAGUCAUCACCAACAAUUGUUGGCAAGCGAUGCUAACUUCUCUUGGCUUCACCUCUGAUGAAACCAACGUUCUUCGUGGCUUCUGUCAGUCUCCAAAUUCCGGUGGUUCUUCUCCGGCGCCUUCCUCUGUAAAACUUUGAUGUAUGCAAACUCCAAUAACAGUUAUAAU